CUUUGAAGCGCCUCUGUAGGACUCUUACUGUGACACACGAGGGCCACCCCAAUUCACCCGGAAGCGAAUAGCAGGCUAUUAACUUUCCAGCGCCUCAGCUGAAACUGUGGGAAUCUGUAUUUUAUUUAUGUUAAAGCAUUAAACUGUAUUUCAGCGAUACUGAACAUUUAUACAUACAGUAAACACACAAACCCGACUGCAAUGUCAGACAGAAAGCGGCGCAGAGAGCAUCACGAGGAAACACGCGAGAAAAAGAAGCACAAAGACUCAAAACAGGACGAGGAGAAAUACCACAAACAAGCUGCGAAGCUCAGCCAGGAGGUGCAGAAGAUAAAGCAUGUGGAGACUUUCUAUGAAAAUCCUCCCCCUGGACUUAUAAAGGAAGAAGAAUACAGACCUGAAGACUGUAUUCCUGAUGCUCCUGGUAAUGAGGAUGCCAGGAAUUUCUUGGCUCAUGCGCCCACCAAAGGGCUAUGGAUGCCUCUGGGGAAGGAAGUGAAAGUCAUGCAGUGCUGGAGAUGCAAGCGUUAUGGCCACAGGACUGGUGACCGAGAAUGCCCUUUCUUCAUCAAAGGAAACCAGAAACUGGAACAGUUCAGGGUGGCACAUGAAGACCCAAUGUAUGACAUCAUUAGGGAAAACAAACGCAAUGAAAAAGAGACAAGGAUCCAGCAGCUGAGGCAGCUCCUGCAGGACACCACGUCUGACUCGGACUCCACGUCCAGCUCCUCCUCCUCCUCCUCUGACCACACCCACAAGAAGAAGAAGAAAAAGGAGAAGAAGAAAAAGGAAAAGAAGAAGAAGAAGCAGCGCAAGAAGAAGAAGAAGCACAAGUCGAAGAGUCAUGACGAUGGCUCAGACUGAGAGGGGAAUGCUAGUGUUGAUGUCUUUGUUGGGAGAUGAGAAGAGGUGUUUCCAGAAGCAGCUAUAGAAUCUAUAGAGACCUCUGCUAGACCUCUAAUUUGCCUCGACCCUUCCCCCCCUUAGCCUGCUGGGUGCUCCCUAAAGCUAAUUAAUAAUGCAUACAGGCAUUUCAUUCCCUCUGUCAACAGGGAUGGUCUGCUUAUGUGACAUCUCCAUCAGCUCCCCCCAUAGCUGGAUCAUAUUAGCAUGUAUGUGCCUCAGGCUUAAGACUGUCCUUGCCUGAUGAUGAAGUAGAAUCUGUAUUGAAUGGAUAUGUUUUGAAUGUUGCUUUAUUUUGUAAUAGCAUUGCAUCGAUUUCUUUUUGAAUGUUUUGUACGGUUGCCAGGAACAAGAUUGAGCUAAAGCAUAGGCUAAAAAAAAUUGGUUAUUGGCACUGCAAUGUAACCCAAGACUAGGCCUAAUCCAUAUAUGGCAGGCAUGUCAAACUGGGGACCUUCUGGGCCAAAGUGCUGUGAAGAUUAGUGUUUACCCUCAUCUAAUGCUCUGAAUUCAGUUCUUGAAGGCCUUGCUAAUUAGCUGAUGAGCUGAAUCAGGUGUAUUUAAUGAGGCAGCGUGAUGAAGUCUGCAGUGUUUUGGCCCGCAAGGACUGGAGCUUGACACACGUGAUGUACGGGAAGACAGCCCUAUGUGUUUUGUAAAGUGGUUAGUGAAAUGAUUGUGGAACUCUUUGUAAUAAAAUGGUUCCAUAGGUUGUGAGACAGCAGCAUGCAAAUGCCCGGAAAGUGUAUUAAUGCUGUACUGCUGUAAAGUUAUUCAUUCAUUCAUUUGAAGUGACAUUAUUAAACACAUUUUCAGUGUUUCAUUCA
Messenger RNA from Colossoma macropomum (tambaqui), 1730 nucleotides. It is a transcript of the gene rp9, whose product is annotated as RP9 pre-mRNA splicing factor. Lineage: Eukaryota; Metazoa; Chordata; Actinopteri; Characiformes; Serrasalmidae. The record is from RefSeq and is a predicted model, not a curated record. Gene Ontology annotation, biological process: RNA splicing. The coding region runs from base 202 to 864 and encodes 220 amino acids. The transcript is spliced from 6 exons.